GAACGCGUCACGUGGUGCCGCCGGGGUCGGGUCGCCGCGCUUCGGUACUUGCGGAGCACGGCGGGCCCGGCGGCUGCGCUCCGUUAAUGGCUGAGCCAUUGGCCGCACCGCGCGGUCGUUCCGCCCCGCCGCGCCCCGCCCCGCUGCCAGGAGGAGCCCAUCCGGGGGCGGCCUCGGGGCGGGGCGGGGCUGCCGGAAGCGGGGCCGUGGCCUCCAUCCUGCUGCUGCUGCUGCUGCUGCUGCCGCCGUCGCCCGCGGCCGGGGGAAUCCCAACGCCGCUGUGCGGGAGCUGUCCGGGGCCGCCGAGCAACGGCUCCGUCGUGGCGCAGUACUGCGCCUCCAGGGCCGACACGGAGCUGUGGGGCCGCUGCUGCGUGGGGCGGGGAUCCGGGCGGCAGCAGCUGCUGGGGUUGGACCUCAGCAACUGUUCCCUGCGGACCCUCCCCAGUGCCUUCAGCGAGGCUGCGGCUGCCGUCGUGCUGGACCUGACGGAGAACCCGCUGCCGGCGCUCCCUGCUGGCUCCUUCUUGGGCUUCACGCAGCUGCAGCAACUCGCGGUGCCGCCGGCAGUGCCGUGCCCGGGUGGCAGCGGUGCGUGGGAGGACGUGACGACGUAUGGCAGCAGCCGCCUGUGCCGGGGCCAGAGGAACCCCUGCAACGGCUCUGAGGAGCUCGCCCCGCUGUGCCCUGAGAACGCCGCCUGUGCCCCAGACGGCCCCGGCCUCUCGCAGUGCCUCUGUGCCAGUCCCUUCCACGGCUACAAGUGUCUGCGGCAGGGCGCCUUCCCCGUGCCGCUGUUCUGCAGCGUGCUGGGCACGGUGACGGCAGCGCUCAGCCUCGCACUAUGGGGCACCCAGCGCCGGCACGCUGCGGGGCCGUGACCGCGACCGGGAGAGGAGGUGUGGGAUGAGAACAGACCGCGGGGAACGGGAUGAAUAAAGUGUGCGGUUGUGAAGCUGUGUGUCUGCUCUGCUGCUGGGCUGCGUGGGUGCGGGGAUGGUGGGUUCGCUGCAUAGAGCCCGGUCCUCCCGCCUCGGCUCGCCCGGGCUGUGCGGGAGCGGAGGGGACCGAAAGGAGAGCCCGCGGUCGGAGGUGAGGCGGGGGCGGGGCUAUGCAAAUCGUGCUCCGCCCAGAGGGGCGCGCGGAUAGUAACGCCGUGUGAGCGGAGACGGGAUCGAGUGGAAAGGGGGCGGAGCUAUGGAAAUGAAACGGAGCGCGCGGCAUGCCGGGAUCGUGCUGCACCAGAAACGAAACACGAGUAUACACUCGUGGCUAUCGCGUGGGCUGCAGUUUGGGACACUGGAGGGUCGGAGUGGGACGGAGCAGCUCUGUAGUUUGGGGCGCGGGUCGCCGUGCGGUGCGGGCCGGUGGCGGAGCGUGGGGAGCGGGGCGGGAGGGCAGCAAAGCAUACUUACCUGGCAGGGGAGACACCAUGAUCAGGCAGGUGGUUUUCCCAGGGCGAGGCUCAUCCCCUGCACUCCGGGUGUGCUGACCCCUGCGAUUUCCCCAAAUGCGGGAAACUCGACUGCAUAAUUUGUGGUAGUGGGGGACUGCGUUCGCGCUCUCCCCUGGC
Molecule: messenger RNA, 1573 nt
Organism: Phasianus colchicus (ring-necked pheasant)
Lineage: Eukaryota; Metazoa; Chordata; Aves; Galliformes; Phasianidae
Gene: ATRAID
Product: all-trans retinoic acid induced differentiation factor
Biological process (GO): positive regulation of osteoblast differentiation
Cellular component (GO): intracellular membrane-bounded organelle
Source: RefSeq, a predicted model, not a curated record